Porites evermanni is the source of this 8940-nucleotide messenger RNA. NCBI's taxonomy places the organism in Eukaryota, Metazoa, Cnidaria, Anthozoa, Scleractinia, Poritidae. The record is from the annotation of a GenBank genome assembly.
GUAGUGAUAAACCAGUCUUUGCAUUCACAGGCAUCAGGUCCACUAACAGUUGCUGCCUUUAUGCAAGAAGUCUUAACAAAUCCACUCUCAGUAAGUUAAAGUACACAACCUGUUUUGUGUAUGUCAUGCUUGCACCCGUCUUGAUGAUCAUUGCAAUAAACUUAUUUUGAUUCCAUUAUCUUUGUGCCUUUACUGAUGUGGUUAUAAAAAUUUAUUCCUAGACUGAGACAAAUAAAAUACAAUCGCACCUUCAUGUGCAAUCACUUCCUGUAAGCGACCACCUCCCAGUAGUGACCUAUCAUUAAAACUUUUCAUAAUGACCACCUUUCAUUAAGUGAUUGCAAUCACUAUUUGGGCUGACAGUUUUUGAUUUUCCAUUGAACUCUUUGUGACUGCUUUUUUGUUAUAUUUUCAUGCCAGGGGUACUACAUGAACAGUGAUGUGUUUGGUCAGGCUGGUGAUUUUAUUACAUCACCUGAAAUUAGCCAGGUUUUUGGAGAGGUAUAGUAUCAGUUAAGUAUUGCUUGACUAAACGUAAAUAAAACUCCAUCCAUCUAUUUGUGUUGGAAUCUAAAUUACUUAUUAAGGUUGUAUCUCCAUUUUAACCGUUUUACUCUCAAGAGAAUCACAGUGUUGAAUAAAGUUUGAGAAAUAUCAUAUCAACAAUGCCCGGAAACUAAUACCAUGUGAAAAUAGGGCUCUAAAAAGGUUCAUUUCAUCAGUUUAAAGGUCACACAAACUUUGGGAUUUCUCCCUUUAAGAUUCUGUUUAUUUUUGCAUUAAUAUUAUAAGCCACCAUAUGAAAGUACUUGGUAGUAGACGUUUCACUUGAAAGGUCACACCAAAGGAUUUUGUUUUAUAUAUAUUGUGUUUUUAAAGCUUAUAGGUGUAUGGUUUGUAAACCAGUGGAUACUGUCAGGAAAGAAGAAAGUCCAGCUAAUUGAGCUUGGACCUGGUAGAGGAACCCUGGCUUCAGAUAUGUUAAGGGUUAGUAAUUAAUACUUUAAUAAUGCAAUGGUUGACCAAACUUUGAUUGGGUUAAUCACCCUUCAUAUACUAAUUAAAGCACUUAUUCUUCUUAAAGGAUACUGUGAAAUUCUGAAAAUACACCCCUUUCCAUUUUUAUAAACCCCUCAAAUUCCAAAGACAAUAAAAUGGCUUCUGCAAAUUAAAUAGCACCAGGGAUCUUUCUAAUAAUGGGAAUUGUCUUUUAGAAACCAUACAUCAGGCCCUGGUUGUUCAAAAGCUGGGUAGGGCUAUGCAUUGGAUAAAUCACUAUCCAGUGGAUAAGUAUUUGGGAAACCAAUUGCGCUAUCCACUAAAUAGAGAUUUAUCUAUCGGAUAGCGCUAUCCACCUCUUGAACAACUGGGGCCAGAAUGGUACGAGAUAAGGGUGUCAUGUCAUGUGAAUAUUGCUGUUUUAGGUCAAUUCUGUGCUGAAGUCAUCACUUAAUAAAUACUUAAUCAAUACUCAAAAUGCUACCUGUAGACUUAUCAAGAAGUCACCAGGAAGAUAUUAUCAGGAAGAACUUGGCGUGAUAAUUUUUCAGUAUGGCCUCAGCUAUUUUUGCAGGCAUGGCAUCAAAACUUAAAAAAAGUUGGAGCAACCUUUUCGCAGUCAAAAAAGUCCCAAUCAAUAUUUAAGUGACUGAUCAUGAGACAAAUAAUAAACAAACCCUUUAUACAAUGCAGUCCAUGCAAUUUUACGAAGUUGAAUUAUUGUUUUGAUGUUAGGUAUUCCAAAAGUUUCCUGAGCUGCAUGGUAAAAUUUCUUUACACCUUGUUGAAGUAAGUCCAGCUUUGAGUAAAAUCCAAGAACAGACACUGACUGGCAAAUUACUAUCCAUUCAAGAAGGCAAGAAAGAAGGACAACCUGAUGCAACAGAUGACAGACUACAGGCAAACGAGGUACAGCACAAUAUCUUAAUCUUAAAAGUAUCUCAUUCUGCAACAACUCACUCAAAAAUGAAAGUUAUUAUUAUUAAAACCUCUUACUUAAUGAAAAAUUGCAAGUUAUUCAUUUUGCUUUAAUAGCACUUGCAUCAAAAUAUAGUUUUAAAGCAGUUGACGAUGAUGAUGACCAAGAAUUAAAAUUUACUAGCAAAUAAUUGCCCUGUCUUCACUCUUCACUAUCCUCUAUUAAGUAUGUCAAAAAAAUUAUUUAUGUAAAAAUUACUGCAGACUGAUAUGACCUUGAUUUGUUAUUUUCAGUGUAAUAAAUAGGAUGUGCAUCAGAUAUCACAGGAAAAAAUAACGGAAUCCCAUUUUUGGAUAUUUUAGGAUAUUUAAAGAAAUCUCAAAUUUGGAAGAGUGAGACAAGUCCCAAUCAGGGAACUUGGUUGGGAAUUCCCUGGUUGGGACUUGUCUCACUUUGCCAAAUUUGGGAUUUUUAUGGGUAUUCUUUAAAUACCCUAAAAUAUCAAAAAAUGGGAAUCUGUCAUUUUUUCCUGUGGAUGCAUGGUGAUGAAGUAAACACUAAUAGUUCCUUUUACUAAUCUGCCCCUUAGGGUGUGCCAAAACCUAUGUUUAAUUGUCCGGGACAGGUAGAAAUUUAGUUCAGACAUGUAAACCUUUGACAUGACUUGUUCUUGGGAAAAGCACAUUUUUAAUAGAAAAAGUGUACAGAAACAGUUAAAAAUUGACUUCAAAUUACAGUAGAAUUUAUCUUAUAGUCAUAAAAGCAAACCUCAUACUUGACAAAAUAAGGUGAAAUAUUCCUUUUAACUUUGCCAUUCCGCAACCAUUUCAUUUGAUUUAAUGAGCGCCAUUUGACUUUUAAUACAAAUCUGGCAAAACUUUUUGGACAAGAACUCUCGGGUAUGGGACAACCAAAUUUAAUAUAGUGCUUGUCCGAGGGACAAGGCUGUAAAUCUUUUAUUUAAGCAGUAUUUUUUUCUUUCAUGUUGCUUAAUAUAAAGAAAAAAAUUUGUGAUUUCAAUCUUAGGAUAUGUCAGCACUGUGUUAUAGAAGGUGCCUAACACAGGCUGGUAUUCCUGUGGCAUGGUACAGAGCAGUUGAGGAUGUCCCUGUUGAAGGAAAUUGUUUUUUCUUGGCUCAUGAGUUCUUUGAUGCUCUUCCAAUUCACCAAUUUCAGGUUUGUUUGUAUAACUCACUUAUGUAAGUAGUUCGAGCCCAGAAGUCAUAUGAUUGUCUGGAGGAGUGUUCCAGAGUUUACCCUGAAUAGGACUGUUCGUGACACAGGAAGCCUGGGCUGUGUGAACGGUUGAAGGGGGUGUGUUGUAUUCGAUGAACAUUUACCAUAAUUAUGCUCAGGUAAAUUUUGAAUGCAACACCCUUCAAAUGACUAAUUUCACUGUUAUCAGCUACACAACAUUUCUGGCAGUACAUAAGUUUAUUCUAAAUUCAGUCAUGAACAGUCGCACAGUUUUUGUGGGAUCCUUUGUUGAUGAUGGUCACUGACUGUUCAACAACUUGUUUGGAAGUCAUGUAACCUACUCACAGGCCUGUUUUCUCACUCUUGAGUGCGCGUGUAAGGAAAUAUAACUAUGAACCGCGGAGAUUUAUUUGCAGCAAAACAAAGAAGGUUUAAAAAAGGAUUCCUGAUCGCUAGCGCAAUAGAAGUCACCGUGAGGGUCCAAGUAAAUAAUUAUUGCGAAUUGUCAAAAUGAUCCACAACUCUUUUUUACUCUAACAACAACUUCUGCACUGACAGGUUGUUGCGAAAACGUUUUUUCAAGUUUAAUCGCUGUGUCUGCAAAAAUCACCAACAAAGUAUUUUGGUUAGUAAUCUCCAUGACUUGCCUGUGUCGCUGGCCUGCGUGGCAGACGUUUGAAAGGGAUGGGAAAGGGAGUUUUAUUCCCUUCCCUUCCCUUUCGAACGCCUGCCACGCAGGCUUUGUGUCGCAGACGCUCUAAACCUUCUAUAUAGAGCGGACUAUACAAAUGGUUUAGACGAGUGCGUGGGCAGGCUGCAACGCAGGCUACCCAUGAUGAAAUUCAUUUAACAUGUUCUUUAUAACUCUACAGGACCAUUUUUUUUUUGUAUGGGUAAAGACACUUAGCAAUGACUCUUGGCACAGAAUUGAUCUAUAACAGCAAUAUCCUGGUUACAUAGUCAAUUUAAGGGGACACAAGGAUGGGUGCUGGGACACCACUAUCGGAGGCGUUUGUUCUGCGAUCAAUGUCCUGCAAACAGCUAGGAUCAACAUUGUCAAAUUCUCCGCAUCCUGUGUAGCAUAUAAUUUGAAGAAUUAUAUUUAUUGUUUGUUAUCUUUCAGAAAACAGAUCAAGGUUGGAGAGAAGUUCUUGUAGAUGUCGAACCAGGCAGUGGGUUUGUAAACUGUUAGUUUAUUGUUUUCAGGACUUAUAUUUACUAUUAUUUUUAAAGUUUAUGAAUUUCAUGAUUGUAUUGAACUUGCUAUUGGUUUGUCGGCGUGAUAAGCCACGCAAGAUAUUCUCUAGGAGAAAGAAGAGAUGGGAUUAAACAAGUUUAAACUUUUUCUCAGCCUUCUCAAAAAUUUUGAAGCGUUCGUUAACUUUGUUGCAUCUGUAUAACUCGUCUACAUCUCGCUGAUUGAGCUCAAAUUUGUUGAGGAAAAAGGCUGCCUGUGACCAUUUGACUAACGUGAGAUCAGGCCCAAUUUUAGCGGUUCUCAUACAUUCUCUCUAACGGCUACUGCUAAUUUUUGUUUCGCCUUGCCCGCCGGAAUGUUAUUACAAAGCGAAACGAAAAUUGAGCCUGAUCUCAGGUUACCAUUUGGACUUCUUGGUAUGUAUGGUCUCACCAAUGUUUCUGAAUAUGACUCAACUAUUGAGGAUUUGUUUGAUCGGUUUGAUCGGGGUGUUAGUCUUGACGAAACGCAACUCAGCGUUUCUUAAUCAGGAACUGUGUUUUUGUCAGAUAGAUAUACUCAUUUAGCUUUAUAGUCAUUAAGCAGGAAUUUCUUUUGCAUUAGUUUUCUUCAUGAGUUAUUCAUCAGUUAAUUAGGGUUUACUGUUCUAAAUUAGGAGUCUUAGUCCCUGGCCCACACUUAACUGAGAAGAUCACUUGUUUCCAUCAAUGUUUAUCAGGUUUACGGUCGUUUCGCCAAGGUCCUUUUCGCUAACUUCUGAAGUCGUUUCGCAGACGUGUUGGGUAAGUUCCCUGACUGCUUUCGCCUGAUCAGUGGCUGAAAGAACGAGAAAUAUACAUGCGUAUCGCACUUUUUUGUAUCAUGGCUGAGAGAAGGAAGAAUAUACGUGCGCAGUGCUCGUUUCGCCGCUUCUUAGUGGAACGACAAAAGACGUUAGCGAACGGGACGUUAGCGAAACGACCGGUCACCGUUUAUCACAAGCUUAUCAUUUUUAUUAGUUCCUCCUUACUGAGGUUUAUAUAUCCAAGACCCUGGCCGCUCACCUAACCCUUAAUGCAAAUUAAAGGCCUCACUCAUGAUUCAUUUUUAGGUCCCCUGGACUUAGAUUUGUCUUAGCUCCUGGCCCUACAUUAGCCUCACAGACAUUGGUCCCUCCUGGAACAUCAUGCAGCCAGAUAGAAGUGUGUCCACUUGGUGGGUCUGUUGUGGAACAUAUGAGUGGUGCUAUAGCAAAGCAAGGAGGAUGUGCCCUGAUUGUUGAUUACGGUGAAGAUGGAAGCACAAGACACACUUUGAGGGUAAGUGGCAGCUCGGCAACCGGUAAUCUUAGGUUCACAAUUCUGUGGUGAAUAAUACGGAGACCGGUCGAUUCCUCUGGAAGCUGAUUUACACGAACUUUUGGGAACGACCUUAGGAACGCGACAAAAAGACAAACCUAAACCUAAAGACAAACUUCCUUAAAUGUUUCUGUAGGUAUAGGGGUGCCAUACUUUGGCAUAUUAACCUGAAAUGAGAGGCUUUUCUUGCCAAAAGCCACACAUGAAAACUUGUAUAAUUGUUUGUGGCUAGGGUAUGAGUAAACUGAAAAGUCUGCAAGAACCCAAUGGCUAUUCGCCUCAGCAAACAUCCUUUCGCCUGCCUGUAGGCAGUAUCUGGUGGAUUGCAGUCAUUUUUAAGUCUUAAUUGUAACUACAGAAUACCCUUUGAAAUCAGUUCCUCUUUGCGUACUUCGAUACUCAGCGUGCAGUGGCUAAUUAAUUGAUGUUUGGAGAACAUACAAUGUAAUAAUCAGUUGACGUAGGUUCAGAUAAAAAAAAUUGUGUUGAUGAGCCGGUCAACAGGUUCGGCGAAUUCAUAAAAGAACAGGCGAAUGUUCCCGAAUGGCCAGCUGCACCGCCUUCUCCCUCCCGUGCGAUCCGAAUGCCACUCUUACCAUCUUAGGAACAGUAGCAGUUCUAGCCGCUUCCAGUAUAGAACAAAACGCUUCGGUUCUAGUUUUUUCCCAGCAAUGUAAUAGCCUGUAAUCCCAGUCCCUCUGAAACAAAUGUAAUUUUAUUUUUAGUUGUAACUUAUGUAAGCACAUUGUAAUUCAUAGUUUUUAUGCCACCAUGUGUAUUUUAAUAAACCAUCAUUAUUAUUAUUAUUAUUAUCGAAUCGCCUUUAAGCAAAUUGCCCUUGGACGAAAUGGUUGCAAACUUCUAAACAAGUCUCUCUUUAAUCUACAAUUUUUGCUCGGGAAAUAGCAACUAUUUUUCUAGACUAAUAUACAAUAAAAACCGGCGAGUAAGAACCCGUAUUUUUCCUAGAUAGCCUUACCAGUUUCUUACAUAAAUAGUAAUUUGCACACAAAUUUAGUCUAUUUAGGUCCUUAAAGAAGUCUUUAUUUUCAGAAGAAAACCAUACAUUUUAGCUGAGAGUAUUUGGUGGUAUUCAGCUCGAUUUUCAACUCUGGAAUUUACACUGCAGUUGGAGUGAUAAGGCACCUAUGUGAAUAUGGCUCUAAAGAGGAUCCUAAAUGUUGACUUAUCUUAUUUGCCCAAGUGUGCAGAAUUUUUUUCGCAGCUUUUAAAAAAUAAGAACCUGUUUCAAAUUUUAGGCUAAACAGGCUCUUGUAUAGAGAGGGCCUAACUGGCAAAUUUUCGCCUAACAGGUUCUUAAAAACCAGGUUAUUACUCGCUGGUUUUUUACUGUAUACAGUUAUUAUGUAUUUUCAGGCAUUUAAAAAGCAUAAAUUACACGAAGUUCUGCACGAUCCUGGCAGUGCUGAUGUGACGGCCAAUGUUGAUUUUGCCUACCUCAGAAGCGUUACGCGUGAAAAAGGUUGGCAUUAAUUUUUCUCUCCCUCUUUUAUUUUUUCAAUUCGGUGGAUUUUCCAAAUAUAUACUUCCCUAAUAACAAAUACUAUAGAAAAUGAAACCGAUUCGUUUUAACGAAAAUUCAGUUGUUACAGUUUCUGGUUAAAGUUGCUAUGAAUAACCGUGAUCUCGAAUUAGCGGCCGGAAGGGUUAUUUCAUCUUUGGAGUCGAGAGGAAGACACUAACUCGAAGGGAAGGGAGGAGGGGGUGGGAGUGCUUAUUUCUCUUUUCUCAAGAUGACAUUUGUCUUUGUUUUAAAUAAGACAAACUUAAAGCAAGGGGCACACAUACAGCAACCCACGGCCUGGCCAGUACCUCACGCAUGCGCAAAGCCAUAUCACCCGGGCAGUGGCAGCAGUGGACAGCUGUUUCGCCCUCACUAGGGCUCAUCAGCAUGGCAUAGCCGUCGGGUCAUUGAACGGGCGAACCCGUGUCUCAAAGACGGCUGUGCGCAUGCGCAAGGUACUGGCCAGGCCGUGGGUUGGUGUAUGUGUGCCCCUUGCGUUAAGUUUGUCUUCCUUGUUUUAAAUAACCGAAAACAAACAGGAAAACUAGAACCUUCUUUUUCCGGUAUGUACCCAAAAGUGUGUGUGUGGUGCGUAUUCUUGGCUUUGAAGGUUCUGUUGUAAGUAAGUUCUUUCGGUAUCGUCAUGCAAUAUAAGGCAGAUUUAGCAAGCACAACGCGAUAACCUGCUAGCAAUUUCUCCAUUUAAGGGAUAUCGUGAGAAGUCACGCGCCAGCGGCACACAAAAAGAGCUUCGCCGCUCGCUGGCGUUUUCUCGUGCGCCUCAAUUUGUUCGCCAAUCGAAAUGGAGAGCUUGCUCGCAAGCUAAUGACGCGACGGCAGUUAAGACGGCGCGCGCAAAUCGAGGAACGGCUUGACCAAUGGUUGAGCUGCAAAUUGGGUUUGCGACAAACACGCAGGUAAUAGCCCUGUCACGCUUGCCACACGCGAACGUUUUGCCGUCCUCUUUUUUUGCUGUCCUGUUGCGUAAACCUUCUAGUGUCAAAGCAAUCAAAGUAGGCCCGCGUUGUAAACAUCCGAUUGUGUGUUGCCCUCAAGUGGGUCAUUCGCUAGAGAUUGUACAGGCAUGUUAUGCUACAUUCAUUGAAGACAAACUUAUACUGUAUACUCGAUUAGGAAGGGUGUCAAGAGAUGCGCUUAUUUGAUAUUAGUUUACUAACGCAAUAGGACGGAAAGAAGACGGGAACCGUGCGUGACAAGCGUGACCCAUAAUUUGUUUGAAAAAGUUUUCCGCCAAACUUUACCUUCUAUUAAACAAAUCGUUUUGUAAAAGACCAGAACACGUUAGUAAUAAGUGAAGUUCCCGACAAAAGACUCAGUUAAUAGCCCUGUCACGAGCAUUUUAUGUUAAAAACUGUAGGUAAGUUUUAAUCCCAAUCUUUGAUUUAAAACUUCACAGUUCAGACGUUCGGACCAGUGACACAAAAGUCAUUUCUUCAGCAAAUGGGUAUCGAUAUGAGAAUGAAAGUAAGUGAUUUAGUGAUAGCAGGGGUGUAUGCAUUCUGUCCUGGGACUGCUUACAGUCUUAUAAGAGAGUCAAAAACCAAUGAAGAGCUUGGCUUAAUUUCUGACUAUUUUUAUCUUGAUCUAUUGUAAGGUUCUUCUUCAGAACGCGAAUCCCACUCAAGCAGAGGAGCUUCAAAGCGGCUACAGAAUGCUGACAAGUGAAUCAGAGAUGGGAGAGAAAUUUAAAAUGUUUAGUCUAGUUCAACACGGUCUUCCGCAACCAGCUGCUUUCGCUUUAUAA